UCCAGAGCUGCCAGUAUGUCAAGUGACUACUGUGUUCACACAGAACGUAAAUUAAGUUUCAGAUUCCCCGCUAUCAUAACCUAUAUGAGAUAGAUAACCACAGGAUUAGAAAGUUGGUUUCCUCUCUAGCUAUUUGUAUAAAAUAUGACAGUUUCAACAAAAGCAGCAUGAGAUGGUCUAAACUGAAUAUGAAUGAAGCCUUCCCACAUUACAAGAAAAAAAAAAUCCCCCCACUUAGCACGCAGUUCCCUUAUCUGACGCCCUUCUGCCUGUCAGAGCUUGUGGGUGCCCGCUGCUGGCCUCCACACCACGCCUUGCUUUCGAACCACCUUGGACUUCUUCAGAGCACUGAGGUAGAAGCAAGGCUCCGUUUAGUUCAGUGUCUCAUUUCAACAGAAGCCUACAGCGAGUUACAAAUGAAGAGCAAAAGCUAAGAAUUUGUUCAAUUGUUUUAUACCACUAAGAAACUGAAGAAAUGCCCAUUAUCCUGCCACUGUUAGCUAGUAUGGUAAACGUUUGGAUAAUUCUACUCAGUCCAAGGAAAAAAAGUAUCAAAUUAGUGGUUAAUUCAUCUGAACUUGAAAAGAAAUUCUGUACACACUCCAGAACAUUAAUAUCUCUCCUAUGCCUUUAUUGUAGUUCAACCAAUUGCAAACACUAUUACUUCUGUCUCUUGGGUGAAUGAUCCAGUUGCCAGUGCUAAAUAACAUUCUACUUUAUGAGUCUAUCUGGUUCUCUACACUCUUAAAAAAAAAAUAAAAAAAGAGAAGAAAAAUGUGUCACGCUUUGUGCUGACUUUCUGCUGUUCAAUAGGCAGGGUAAUAUGAACUACCCUGUUCCCUCAAUGAAUAGCCAAAUAAUAGAGUAGUUACCGCGGCCUGCAAAGGCAAAAGAUCACAAUGCUAUUUUCAAGGAUAGAUGUUGUUUCCACAGGUCAAACAUUGAGGAAACAAUGGCUUCGUCUGACUCCGUAGAUACGCUACUAGCUAACAAAGAUGGCUUGGAGGCUUUUAGGAAGUUUUUGAAGUCAGAGUUCAGUGAGGAGAACGUAGAGUUCUGGCUGGCUUGCGAGGACUUCAAAAAAACCAAAUCCUCCACCAAGAUCACUUUAAAAGCCCAAAGGAUUUAUUCUGACUUUAUAGAAGCUGAUGCUCCAAAGGAGAUAAAUAUUGACUUCCAUACCAGAAACCACAUCUCUCAGAACAUCUCCGAGCCCACCCUCAGUUGCUUUGAUGAUGCUCAAAGGUUAAUUUAUAGUCUCAUGGCAAAGGACUCUUUUCCCAGGUUUCUAAGGUCAAACGAGUAUAAGGAACUAGUAAAGAAGCAACAGAAUAGAAAUCAAAAAAGGUGGCUCCCAUUUUUGUGAAAAUGGAAAUGGGAAAGACUUGAGUUAUUAUGAAUUUAUAAAUGUCUCCUGUUGCAGACCAGUACAGGUAAUAUUUUAUUAAAGUGGUAGUAGAAACCAGAACUAGUGUGUUUUUAAGUAUGAUAAAUAUAUGAUUUUUUUUUUUUUUUUUUUCUGCUAAAUUUGGUGGAGAAGUAUCCUAGAAACAGAAUGGAAACAAGCUAAGACAUUUGAAUUAACUUUUCAGUUAAAAAAAAAAAAAAAGAAAAGAAAGAAGUUUGCUAUUAAAUUUUCCAAUACUUUCUUUGUUAGUCAAAGUGUUUUCACAUUUUGUAAACAGAAUGUUCUGGUUUCCUGGUUUGCCAUUGGUUUUUCUUUAGAAGUAUGGCCUCAAAAAAUAAAUUCCUUUCAAGGAACUUAAAUACUUUUAUUCACCUUCUUAUUUGGAAUUGGUAAAAUAAAUAAAUAAAUAAAUAGAAGUUAAAAACCUCUUUUAUCAGGUUCUGUACCAGUUCAAAAAACGGAGAAAUACAAGAAAUAUGGUAGAUACCAUACUGUGUAUGAUAAUAAAUUAAGGAGAAUAUUUAAUAAACAGACGCUUUCUGACAAAUGUUCCUGGCAUUUAGAAUGUUUCACUAUGAAACAGUGAAUGUUUCAUACUACAGCCCUCUUUAAUACUUUCUUUGGGUUUAUUUCAUUUAAUUUUUUCAUUGAAAAUUUUCAUUUAUUAAUUGCAUAGGCAUUUUGGAAAAGAAGU
Anas platyrhynchos (mallard) is the source of this 2102-nucleotide messenger RNA. It is a transcript of the gene RGS21, whose product is annotated as regulator of G protein signaling 21. NCBI's taxonomy places the organism in Eukaryota, Metazoa, Chordata, Aves, Anseriformes, Anatidae. The record is from RefSeq and is a predicted model, not a curated record.